Molecule: messenger RNA, 5797 nt
Organism: Toxoplasma gondii ME49
Lineage: Eukaryota; Apicomplexa; Conoidasida; Eucoccidiorida; Sarcocystidae
Product: Lon protease family protein
Exons: 16
Coding region: 516-5012 (1498 amino acids)
Biological process (GO): protein catabolic process; mitochondrion organization; proteolysis
Cellular component (GO): mitochondrial matrix
Molecular function (GO): ATP hydrolysis activity; single-stranded DNA binding; ATP binding
Source: RefSeq, a predicted model, not a curated record
CGAUUCGUGCCCAGCGCAUAAGGCUUCGUUGUCCACGGACCUUCGCAUGCAUUGCAUUGUGUAAUGGUAGAAGAGAGAUACAGAAGUCAAUCGAUAUUCGUAUGUUUUCUGUUCGCAUGCGGUUUCAGAAGUGCCGUGAAAGCAGGGGGAGAGAACGCGGUUUUGGUAAGCUUUCCUUUGCUGGUUCUCACACAUCGUUCCUUCACUGUCGAAGGCGACCUCGCCUCUCAGUCUCUUCCGCUGCGUGCUUCUCCCCUCGUUUUUCCCCGGUCAAGUCGGUCGCUCGAGCUCCACCGGGGCGGUGAAGGUCACCGGCCGACUCGCGUGGGGUGCUCCUUUUCCGGUUGUCCUGACUUCUCGGUCUCCUUCCGCGAACGCUUUCCCGUUUCUUUCUCAGCUGUCUGUUUCGAGUUUCUCCUCUCCAAGGGAACCUCGCGUCUCGGGGGCCGCCCCUAGCGCGCAGAACGUGUCUCCGUCUCCGUCUCCCUCUCGUCUUUUCUCUUCUCUCUCACAAGAUGGCGCAUCCCGCCCGUCUUCACAAAGCCCCUGGGGUCGCCUCUUCGUGUUCUUCCAGUGCUUCUCGUACCUGUAUUUCUCUCACUUCUCGUCGUCCACCCUUUGCCCGGUGUUUCUAUCCCUCACUUGGUGCAGCUUUCUCGCUGCUUCCGAAUCGAAGUCGCCAGGACACUGUGGCUUUCCUGCAAGAAAAAGGGAAAAAUUGGCGUCCACAAGCCUUCUCACCUGCCUCCGUACGCUCCUUCGUUUCUCUUUCCCGCACUGGAACUGCCUUAGCGCAGCAGCCGCGCUUCUUCGUCUCUCGUCGCUUACCUCCUUCUCCCGGUUUCAGUGGCCGUUCGCUGAGAAAGCAGCCGACGCAUCCUUCCGGUGGAGGAAAUGUGCAGACUGACUUCCUUUUCUCUCGCUUCCCUGUCUCUCCUUUUUCUGUCCUUUCUUCCUCUCUCUCUCUUUCCUCUCUCUCUCUUUCCUCUCUCUCUCCUUCCUCUCUCUCUCCUUCCUCUCUCUCUCCUUCCUCUCUCUCUCCUUCCUCUCUCUCUCCUUCCUCUCUCUCUCCUUCCUCUCUCUCUCCUUCCUCUCUCUCUCCUUCCUCUCUCUCUCCUCCCUCCCUCUCUCCUUCCUCUCUCUCCCAUUUCUCUGUCUCGCCUUCUCGCUCUGUUUGCCCCCGUUUUCAGCCGUUUUCGCGUCUAGCACAUGAUGCAUAUGUCGCUCGUGAGUGUUUGCCUCCGACUCGUCGUACGUCGGCGCGUCAUUCCUUCUCCCACUCUCCUUCGUCCUUUGUCUCUGUCUCUUCUCUCUCUGGUGCGUCGGUGGUCUUCGCGGAGGCACCUUUGUCUCCUCUCGCGUUCUCCCCGCGCUCUUGGGAGAUCUUUUCUGUUCCUUCUGCUCGUCGAGAGUCUCGGUCUCUCUCCUCAGGCGCUCACGGCCCUCGCAGGCGAGAAGAAGACUGGAGAGAAGAGAAGGCCGAACCUGCGACUGAAGCGAGAGACAGCGACAACCUCUCAGGAGAAGCAGAGCGGCCCGGACACAGGGACAGUCCACAGAGACAGAUCGAAAAGACAGAGGCUCCCGAGCCAGUCCCUGUAGUUGCGGAGAAGAGAGGGAAGGCGCUCCAGGACUUUUUAGGUCCAUCGGGAGGAACCCAGGGAGAGGUCGAGCAACAAAGGCAUUCUUCUGCCGCGUCUGCACACAGUUCCGAGGAGACUUUGCAUCCGACAGGUGAAGUGACGCAGAUUGACGUUCGAGACUUGCCUUCUUCUGGGCAAGGACUCCUGAAGCAGAUGGAAGACAACCCAGCCUCUCCUGUGCGUGUUGGCCGUCGUCGCCGAGGUGCGACCAUUUCAGAGAGAGGCUACAAGGCGCAAAAGCUGCAGAGACCGGAAACAGCGGAAGGCCAGACGGAAGAGACAACUUUCAGAAGAUCAGAGAAGCGGGCAACUGACGAGGCGGAAGAGGCUCAGGCGGUUCUUCUUCGCGGGGACUCUGCUCCGGCCUCUUUGUCCAGCCACAAUAUCUCGUCUGCUCUCUCGGCCUUGCCUCCCAGAUUCUCGGUCCUUACUGCUCUUCCUCUUUUUCGACGACCUGCGUUCCCCGGAUUCUUUCAGCUUCUCCACAUCCCCGACAAUGACGUGUUUGAGGCCCUGGUGAGGCAGAAGAAGAGCGGCAUGCCGGGUGGAGACUACGUCGCAGGGUUUUUGACGAUUGAGGAGAAGGAGAAGGAACACGAAGAAGACGAAGAGGGACCUGGGGCGAAGCUACGCAAAGACGCCGGACGCGUGGUCGACAUUUCCGAGCUCCACACCACCGGCAGUCUUCUGCAUCUCCUCAACUUUGCUCCACACAGCAACGUGAGGGGCGGCCAAGUCGUCGUCAUGCCUUACCGACGCAUUCGUUUGUUGGGCGCUGCGGACUCUCCUGCAUCGUCGUCCCCGCCUACAGACACGUCGCCGUCGCUGCCUCAUGCCUCUACACACAGCGGAGGUGCAGCAGCUUCUUCCACCUCUUCGGCUUCAGCAGAGGUUCUCAAUACACCGGCUGAAAGUCUUCAGCGCGAGAUGGAGAAGGACGAGGAAGUCUCUCUCACCUCCAAAGCAGAGGAAGAGGACCAGGUUCUGAGGGAGGGCGCUGGUACUUCCCGCCCGGCAGUGGGCGACCAGGGCGCAGCUGCCUCCGGUGUCUCUCCAGAUAAGGAAGCGGAAGAACCGCCUUUUUCUUCUCCGAAUUCAGACGCCGAGCAAAUGCAAGGCACGCAGAACAAGGGCAAAACUGGCGAGCCGUCGCCUUCGUCGAGCUCUUCUUCCUCGCUGUCUCCGGUGAAGACGGCUACGUUUUCUCUGCUUCGCGUACGCAUCGCGUAUCUCCCAGAUGAGUCGGGCAGGUUCGACGUGAACGACACACAAAAGGCUCUGCAUUUGGAGAUCAUCGCGACAAUGAAGGAACUGCUGAAGCAGAGCUACUUCUACAAGGAACACUUUGACCAAGUUGUUAGGUUUUACAACCUCGACUCGCCCCACAAGCUCGCUGACUUGGUCGCGGGAAUGUCAUUUGGGAAGCGCCAGGAACUUCAAGCGGUCUUGGCGGAAGAAGACAUUGAAAAACGUCUGAGACUGGUACUGGAAAUAGCGAAGAAGGACCUCGAGUUCUCCAAGUUGCAGGCGCAAGUCAAGGCGCAAGUGGAGGAGAAGAUGAACAAGAUGCAGAGAAAGUUCCUCCUGUCCGAGCAGCUGAAGUUCCUCAAGCGGGAACUGGGAGAAGUGAAGGACGACAAAGAGUCCAUCCUCGACAGUUUCGCCGAACGUUUAGAGAAGAAGAAACAUGCGUUGCCGGAAGAAGUGCAGAAAGCAGUCGCAUAUGAGCUCAGCAAGUUGCACAGCCUCGAGCAGUCCUCUUCGGAGUUCAACAUAACACGAACUUACACAGACUGUCUCCUCAGUCUGCCCUGGGGCGAAUACACGGAAGACUGUAGCGACAUCUUCGUCGCAGAACAAAUUCUCAACGAAGACCACUAUGGCCUAGCUGACGUCAAGGACCGCAUCCUCGAGUUCAUCGCCGUUACCAUCCUCAGAAAAGAUGUCCAGGGGAAAAUAAUUUGUCUGGUGGGUCCGCCAGGUGUGGGGAAGACUUCGGUGGGGCAGAGCAUCGCGCGUGCUCUCCAUCGCAAGUUCUACCGCAUCAGUCUUGGCGGCAUGUGCGACGUGGCAGAACUUCGCGGCCACCGCCGGACGUACAUCAGCGCGUUGCCUGGGAAGGUCAUCCAGGCCCUGAAGGAGUGUCAGACGAUGAAUCCUGUGAUUCUUCUCGAUGAGAUCGACAAACUGGGUCGUGACUUCCGAGGUGAUCCAUCGUCUGCGCUUCUUGAGAUCCUUGAUCCUAGUCAAAACAAAUCUUUCCGCGACUACUACCUCGACGUUUCUGUCGACCUUUCCAAGGUUCUCUUCGUCUGCACAGCCAACACUCCGGACGUCAUUCCAGGGCCACUCUUGGACCGCAUGGAAGUCAUUCGGAUCGCGGGGUACAUCUUUCAAGAGAAACUAUGCAUAGCUCGCAACUAUCUGCUCCCGCAAACUAGCCAGUCUGCAGGAUUGACAGAUGACCAGAUCAGCAUCUCCUCAGAGGUGCUGGAGAAGCUUGUGCGGGACUACGCGCGCGAGGCGGGAGUUCGGAGCUUGCUCAAACUCAUCGAAAGAAUUUACCGAAAAGCGGCGCUCUCUCUCGUCAGAAAGGAGCAAGAGAAAGUCGAAGUGCACAUGGACAACCUAAGCAAGUUCGUUGGGCAGCCGACGUUCCAGUCCGACCGCCUCUACGGCGAGACGCCUCCAGGCGUCGUCAUGGGGCUCGCGUGGACGCAGAUGGGAGGCGCCACGCUGUACGUGGAAGCCAUUGGCAGGCGACCCCGAGAUACUUCGAAGCGAGUGGAGAUGGAGAGAAAGAACUGGCGACUAGCAGACGACGACGAGGCGUGUAGACGCGAGAAAAGAGGGAGAACAGAGCAAAGGUCCCGCAGCCCUGCAGGUGCAGAGGGUCGCCUCAAGGUGACGGGGCAACUGGGGAACGUGAUGAGUGAAUCGAGUGAGAUCGCUUUGACUUUUUGCCGGGUGUUUGUCCGGCGCAUCGAGCCGCGAAACUCAUUCUUGGAGACUGCGCAGAUCCAUCUGCACGUCCCAGAAGGGGCAACUCCGAAGGACGGCCCAAGUGCAGGCGUAACGAUGGCGACGGCGCUCGUGUCUCUGGCGCUGAACAAGCCGGUGCUCCCCGAUGUGGCGAUGACCGGCGAGUUAACCUUGACGGGAAAAGUUCUGAAGAUUGGAGGAGUCAAGGAAAAGGUCAUCGCCGCGAGACGCGAAAAUGUGAACACUCUUAUCUUUCCCCAAGCGAAUGAACGCGAGUUUUCCGAGCUCCCCGACGACGUCAAGGAAGGACUAAGCGUCCACUUCGCCUCCACCUACGACGAUGUUUACCGAGUGGCCUUCGGCGCUGAGCCGCCCAGCCGAACGUAGAAAAAAGGCGACUUUCGCGGAAGGCUGUGAGACGCACAAAAGCCAAAAGAAUUUAGAGAGAAAACGAGCGUGUCGAAGGCGAGAAGGAGAACGAGAAGGUGGUGGAGAUGCUGGGCAAGAUCUUGUGAUCGGGAAGACGAUAGAGAAGGCGCAGAUGAAGAGGAUAUAAGAGGAGACGUGCAAGAUGAAGGAUUGCAGACAGAGCAAGGAACAGCGACGAGGGAGAACAGCUCAGAAUGAGUAGAGAACGAGGACAGAGUGGGGAGAAACAAGGAGGAAAUAAGACGCAGAGAAGGAAAGAGGGGAAAGAGAAUCUGCGGGGCGAAGCAGGAGCUGCGAAGGGCAAACCCAGAAAACAGGAAGAAGGGGAGGCACUCCCAUGUCACUUUUUCCUCGUUGGCAAUGUUGUACACGUGUUACAGGGACUUUUGUGAUCACUCGUAUCUACUGCAGAAGCGCUUGUAGGGAGAAGCGUCUGAGUAAAAAGUAGACCGGAAAUAAAAAUGAAAUGUGUGGUGAACUGCAAGCAUAAUGGGGAGCGGGGGCGGGUGGAGUGGGAAGUGGCAGGAGAAAGUGGAAAGGCAACUGGGAGAGAGAGGACAAGAUUGAGGGGCAGUCCGCUUUUUUCAAUACGGCUUUAGUAGUCUGUGGUUCUCUGUUCGAAAAAGUAUGUCCGUCAAACAAGAACCAGUCCGCAUGUAGAGAGACUCGACUUUGUCCUCAGUUUGCGUUCGCCUCCUCUUAUAUACAUACGUGUUUGUAUAAACUUUUGUUUCUGCGUGAAC